This is a messenger RNA of Eublepharis macularius, 5358 nucleotides long. It is a transcript of the gene AMMECR1L, whose product is annotated as AMMECR1 like. The transcript is spliced from 8 exons. The record is from RefSeq and is a predicted model, not a curated record. The coding region runs from base 592 to 1524 and encodes 310 amino acids. Lineage: Eukaryota; Metazoa; Chordata; Lepidosauria; Squamata; Eublepharidae.
AAGUCCCGCUCUUUCGGAGAUCUAUGGUUUUCCUACGGUCUUCAGAGGGCCGAUGGGCGGUCGGCGCACGCAUUCCACUCCAUUACCUCACCCUGCGCGAAGGGGCCGCUGGGAUCGUGGAGGACCCGGGCUCUUCUGCCUUGCUUCAGCUCUCUCUUCAGCCGGCGGCGAGCCUGGGAUUCCUCGUCCGGUGUCAGUGUGUAGUUUCCCUCCACAGCUUGCCUCACCUCGCCCCGCCCCGCCCUGCUGGGUCCACUUCUUCGGUGCUCCCCCGCCCCGGCCCAUGGCUCCAUGAAGCGCGGGGCGGCAGAGGUGGCGGCGGCGGCGGCGGCGGGGAGGCAAGAGCAGGAGCGGCGGCGGCGGCGCUGGUGGCGGCGGCGGUGGUUGGGCUGAAAGAGUGAUUGGGGCAGGAAGCCGUCUCCGAGGCCAGGAAAGAGAAGGUUUGGGGAACAGGAAUGGGCCGAGAGAAAAGAAAAUUCAUUCCAGAUAUAAAAUAGUUACCCCUUCCACCUGCCUACUACCCCCUUGGCAAUAACAAGGUGUCUGCUUUCAGGUUCUACAGUACUCCAGACAGCAAGUGCUUGAAUCAGGAUGGGAAAAAGACGCUGUGUUCCUCCACUUGAGCCCAAGUUGGCAGCAGGUUGUUGUGGGGUAAAGAAACCCAAAUUGUCUGGAAGUGGAACACACAGCCACGGGAAUCAAGCCACAACUGUGCCAGUCUCUAGUUCAGGUCCUCUUCAGAACCACCAGCAUGCAGAUGGGGGCAAUGGAAGGGAAAACGUGUCAGAUUUGACUUUGUGCCCUGGAAACUCUCCAAUUACUCGAAUGAAUCCCACUUCAGGAGCUUUGAGCCCACUCGCCCGGCCUAAUGGAACUGCCAACAGCACCAAGAACCUAGUGGUGACAGCGGAGAUGUGCUGCUACUGCUUUGAUGUACUCUACUGUCAUCUUUAUGGUUUCCCUCAGCCACGACUUCCUCGGUUUACCAAUGACCCCUAUCCGCUCUUUGUGACAUGGAAGACAGGGCGAGACAAGCGACUUCGGGGCUGCAUUGGAACUUUCUCUGCCAUGAAUCUUCACUCAGGACUCAGGGAAUACACAUUAACCAGUGCACUUAAGGACAGCAGAUUUCCACCCCUGACCCGUGAGGAGCUGCCUAAACUUUUCUGCUCGGUCUCCCUCCUUACUAAUUUUGAGGAUGCUACUGACUACUUGGACUGGGAGGUGGGAAUCCAUGGAAUCAGGAUUGAGUUCAUCAAUGAGAAAGGUGUCAAACGCACAGCCACAUACUUACCUGAGGUUGCUAAGGAACAAGAUUGGGAUCAGAUUCAAACAAUAGACUCCUUACUCAGGAAAGGUGGUUUCAAGGCUCCAAUUACCAAUGACUUUAGGAAAACUAUUAAGCUCACCAGGUAUCGCAGUGAGAAGGUGACAAUCAGUUAUGCAGAAUACAUGGCUUCUCGUCAGCAUUGUUUCCAGAAUGGCACUCUUCAUGCCCCGCCCCUCUACAAUCAUUACUCCUGACACAAGGCUGCAUGACCAGUCCCGCCCCCCAGCUGCCACUAACAGCUAUGACAUCAUUGGGGCAGAUGCCUCCUCUUCCUGGUCCAGUUACUUCUAUUACUGCACCAUUUUAUGAUGCUAGCUUCCGUUGCCAAGUCUGCCUUCCAGCUGACUGAGGGGUGGGGGAUACCAGUGAGUGCAACUGAACUUCAGGGGGGCCUAAGCCUUACCUCUUCCUUGCUUCAGAAUGAAAGUUCAGUUGAGUUGAAGCUCCAAGACUAGCAGUUGCAGUUAGGUAGAAAGAACCUUUGGAGAAUGGCAGUACCUCUUCAGAUUGCUCUCUGUGUUAAACUGCACUGUGUUUAUUUGAUUGUAAAUUAUGAAAACCCCCUUGGAUCAAGCAGAAGAGUUCUCCUGGCAGUCUGGGCAACGGAGUCAAACAAAAGAUUUUUAGGUUAUUUUAAAUUUUUUUUAACCUCUGAUAUUUACCUACCAUAAGCUGAUUAGCCCUAACACAUCCCAGGUGAGCAGAUGACAUGAUGUGUUACAAGGAGGGUAUGUCUGCAGGGAUUCCUCCUCCUCCUCCUUGCAGAAGAUGGCAAUCACUUGACAGUUUGAAGGGGAAAAAUAAAAUUUACUGCUGAUAAAAAUAAUUGCUUAUACAUAUUCAAAAGAUUUCAGUUCAUGCAUCCAGCUACUUUUUGCUUUUGACACAGAAAGUAGCUCCUUAUAUAGGGACUCACCAUACGUGCAUGAAGGUGUACUGGUUAUUUGUGGGAGUGGCAUAGGUUUCCUUUUCCCUCUAGAGUAUGAUCUCAUUUUCCUUUGGGGCUGCUCUGGGUAUCAGAUAGCAGUGGGUGCUGCAGUUAGAUUGGGGCAGGUCUGUUCCUUACAAAGCCAUUAUUACAGACCUGGGGGGAAAUACGAGAAAGUUGUUUAAAAGAAGUAUUGAACAGGGACUGUAUUUAACAGGCAGCUGAUUCUGAUAUCCAGAUAAUGAAAUAUGGUAAAUAUUAGCCUUUAAGAGGCUAUCUAAUACAGACAUAUUGAUGCUUCAGUCCUAAAUCUAUGUACUUUGAAAUAAGUAAAAUUGGUUUAAAUUGAACUUGCUUCUCAGUAAAUGUUCUUAGAUUUGAGGAAUAUUUGACCGACAAAAAAAAACUUAGAUUCACUGUAGAUUUGUUUCCUUUCUCAUUAUUGCUGAAAAUACCCAGAACACCAAGUAAUAAAUGAAUUCCACCCUUUUCUGUUCACCAUCUCAGGUCUCUUGUGUGAGCUGCUGAAUGAUGUCACGAAUGCAGCUGGCAUUAUGACUCCUGUUUAAAUGAAUCCACAGGAACUAUGGAAUGGUGGUGCAGGACUUAAUGAAUGUCUUGAUGAUCAUCAUUGAUAGGCAAAGAAAACCCUGGAAAACAGCAUAAUAUAAUGAAUUCUAUACCAUGUAUGUAGCAAAAAUGGCUUUUAUAGAUGGCUGAUUAGAAGGCAUGUAUUCUUGAGAAUUCUCUUGGGUUGGGAUGUAGGUCUUCAAAUCUUUAGACUCAAUGAACAUUGCUCUAGAAAGGGCCUUCUGUCCUUAAGCAAAGUAUCAAGAGCUACCUGAACAGAUGUUGAAUCAUUGAAGUAUAAAUACACAUGAGUAGCUCAUAGUAGUAAACAGUAUUGGUUGAUAUCUGGCUUGGUUGCACCAAGAAAAAAAGAAGAAAACACUUUGAUAUCAUCUUUGCAACAGGACAGUUUACAGUCUAGGAAGUCUCCCACUGUGCCAGCCUAAGCAGAGCUAUAUCCUUCUAAGCCUGUGAAUGUUGGUGGACUAGAAGGAUGUACUGCUUAGGAUGGCACAAAAAGUCAUACCUUCUAGCACAACUGUCCCUUACUUUGCCCUUGAAGAACACAACCUUGAAACUAAUGAAAACUAACCUAGUUGUGAAACACGAAAAGGCACUCAUCCCAGAUGUCUACAGUACCAACAGCUUUAGAUUUGUGCUUUUUGUGGAUUGCCACUUUCCCCUUCUGAUGAUGUUGAAAUGUGUUUGGAUAUGAAGGGACCGUUUCAUGAUUUCCUGCUUCUGAGAAUAAAUCAGCCUUGUUACAAAUUAGAGUGAUUUUUGUAGUUACUGUCCCAGUUGCCCUGGACUGAUAGGAAACUAGAGGGGAGAGGAGGGUUCAGCUCUAGUUAAUACCAUCCAUCUCUGCUCUCAGACAGUACUGAAACAUAGGGCUACACUAAUUACUAUUCAAGUGUUCUAUGUUAGAAUUUAAAUUGUAAAGAUUUUUUUAAAAGCAAAAAGGAAAAAAAUGGUGCUAAACUUUCACCCCUGAGCACAUUCGGUGAGACUGGUCAUGCAGGCAUAUAGUGCCAGGCUAUUCAAUCCUGCUUUCUUUUUCCUUUUCAAAUGUUUGCCCUGUUAUGUGUCUUCAGCAGUGUAAUAGUGUUAAUCAAUUUCAUUUUAAUGGGGGGAGGGAGUUUAGAAGCCGGGAGGGGGGCUUUGCUGCCAUUCUCAAGAACAGACUUUUAGGAGUGACCUGACCUAUUUGGUUUAAUUUUACCAUUAUACUGAAGCAAGUUAAAUUGGUUUAGGAGUGAGAGGUGUUCUCAUUCCUUGCCCCUGUUUCUGUCCCAACCACUACUCUAAUAUAAAUGGAAAUGCCUCUGUUAAAGUUGGAUUGUAAUUUUUUUUGUAGUAAGCAGAACAGCAAGCAGGCCAUAAAGCACUACUCAGUCCUCUGAGGAAAAGGGCACAUUCAACAUUGGUCUCUCACAGAGUCCAGUUACAGUGCAGUUGAAGAAGCACGUGUUCCUGCAAAAUGUAUAGGAGGGAUAGGCUUGGCAGUCCUCAGAGAGAGCCCUCCUUUCGUAUGAUAUAUAGCUGAGGUGCAUGGAGUUGGGCUCAAACUGAAAUAUACUGCAUUUCAGUUGCUUGACAGGCAUUUUUUUAAAAAGAUGUGGGAACCAACAAAGUAGCCAGCAGAAACCCACCUUUUCUAGAGUCCUUAACAGUUGUAUUCCUCAGCUAAAUAGUGAGUAAUCUGAUCAUGUCAAGACCAUAGCAAUAGCCUUCUGGACUGGGAACUGGCUCAUCCUUAGCUACAAGUAAGUGCCUUUUGGUCUAGAUGGGUUUAUUUCUGGAUAACUGUGGUUGGGAAUCUCCCUUGCUGCAGCCAUGUAUGUUAUUUUAGGGGGAGGGAUUUCCCAGUUACAACAGUGAAUGUCUUUGAUCACUGUAGUCUUACCAUUAUUUGAAUGUUUCCCUUAACGGUAUUCCCUUUUCAUAAUGGUAAACAGCCAAUCUCAAUAGAGGCAUUUCAGUCUGCAAGGUUUUAAGGUCAAACUGUCAUACCAGCAGAUACCAGAUUGGAUCAUGAAGAUCUAUUCUGCUAAUCAUAGUACCUUCCUUUGCUGAAAGAUGCCUUCCCCUUAUGCAAGAGCCUCUUUCAGUAGCCACUUUUGUCAAAGGGCUUUAUGCCAGAGGAAGGCACUGCCAUUAGCUGGACAGAGCUUCAGGAUCCAACCCAUCACGUCUGCUGAUAAGGGCAAAGUACUUUGUAAAGUUUAAUAUUCAGGAUUUAUUAAAUUUCAUGUUUGUUUUCCCUAAUUCAUCUUAACAUCACAGUCUUCAUUGACUGCUGUUUUCUGUUUUUUUUUCUUUCCCCAAAGCCAAAAUGGUUAAUGUUUUGGUUAAUCUGAGUUUAUUUCCUUUUAAAGCAAGGAACCUCCUUUGACCUUCAGUGCAGAGAUGUCAGACCAAUUCUUUGUUAUUACACUUGGUUGCCUCCUAGCUAUAUAACUUCUGAGUGUAAAUCAUUGAACUUUACCCUCUAAUGAAGUAUUGUAGAAAAUAAAUUGUAAUGAAUACA